Messenger RNA from Guillardia theta CCMP2712, 5751 nucleotides. RefSeq lists its product as hypothetical. The transcript has 14 exons. Gene Ontology annotation, molecular function: protein binding. NCBI's taxonomy places the organism in Eukaryota, Cryptophyceae, Pyrenomonadales, Geminigeraceae. The record is from RefSeq and is a predicted model, not a curated record. The coding region runs from base 1 to 5751 and encodes 1916 amino acids.
AUGAAGACGAUAAAGACGAUAACUUGCUUGUUUGCUGCUAGUCUCUUGCUGGGAUGCUCCGCGAAGAAAAUUCCUUCAUGGACAGACUUGGAUUCAUCGUACAAGCGCAAUACCCGACCCAAUACCAACCUGUGCUUGACGUGCAUUGACAAUAGGAUACACAGUUUGAACUCUAACGCAGCGCACCAAGUGUACGAUCCUUCUCAACGAGCUUGGACAGACUUCUCCAACCAGUUCGAUGGAGUGAGCCCUCGGAGCGGGUUCUAUUACACGCUUACAAGUGCAGGAGAGUCAAUCUACGUGCUGGGAUAUUAUGAUGUCACAGUAUCUCAGCUGGACAACAUGGAGCUCUUUCAGCUCAACAUGGCAACUUUGACGUGGACCAACUACACCAACCAAGUCAACGGAAACAAACCAGCUCCUGCAUAUGGUUACAGCAGUGCAAGGUCGACGACUUGUCAGAAUCGAUUGUUCUAUGUCCGAGAUAUGUCCUUCUAUCAACUUUAUCUCGAAACAUUGCAAUGGCAGCCCACCUAUCACAGUCCGUGGGAGAACUUGAACGUCGACAACAAGGAUUGCCAAAUCAGUGGCACUUGGUUGAAGUUGAAAACAUAUGAGCUUAUUGCGGUCAAAGAUCGACUGUAUAGCAUGAUAAUGGUUUGCAACGACGAAUUCUAUAUUAUGGUAAGCGAUAGCUGUGAUGAGCCCACAAAGUGGAGCAUUUGGUUCAACACAACAGACACCUUGCAAAUCGCGGAGUUCAACUUUGCGUUCCAUGCAAUGGUUCGAUUUGAUAUGAGCUACGAAGAUGCCAUCAGCUUAGUAUCGGGCUCCUUUGAUGCAGUCGAAACGUAUCUGUUCAGCAACUGCGAAGAUGGGACCAUCUAUGCGUAUGGUACAAGUACUUCGGUCUUGCACGUCAUCGAUCCCAUCGCACGGAAACGUGAAGUGAUUUUCAACUCCGGCAAUGCAGCUCCAUCCGAACAAACGAACAUUUACUGGGAUCGAAUAACUGAGUGGCGCCAAAGUGUCGUUCUUCUCGAUGUAUCAAGGGUGUUUAAUACUUGGAACAACAUGUUUCUGGGAGAAGGCACAUCAGACCAAGAGAUAUACAAGUUUGACAUGAACUCCUUGUCCUGGCAAAGCCUCUCCAACAAUCAGACUGUCGAAAUCUUCAAAUUUCUCUUUGUCCUCCAAGACGAAUUGUUUGGAAUGAGCCAUUAUCUCUUUCCAUCGUUAUUCAAAUAUCGAGAGGAAAGUGGAUCGUGGAUGCGAAUAGAAACCUCUCCGUCAGACGCAUCCAUGGUCUCAGACCUGCAGGCCUUAGUGUAUACGUACCUUUACAACCUUUUGGAGUAUGAAUUUGCAACGACAACUACAGAUGCUCUGCUGGUGCUGCAUGCUGAUGCUAUUUCUGAGGAUAUGAACGCGUCUUCUGGAGUUUUCACUUUCAACGUUACAUCAAUGUCUUGGACGAGACAUUCGCUCGCGGACGGCUCGUCGCCUCAGAAAGUCUUCCAUUCUAUCGCUGCUACUGAUCGCUACGUGUAUCAUUUUGGAGGAUUGGCUCCAAACCAUAAUAACGCAAUGUUUUACACCGUCUUUGACAACCCGGGAGUUGACGACUGGCUGUAUCGUUUCGAUCUUCAAGUGAACGUGUGGUCAGUGCUGUCAAAGAAGGCCGAAAACUCUCCUGCCUCUCGCCUCAACCCCGUCAUGAUCGUGCACAAGAAUCAGUUGUACAUAUACGGAGGAGUCGAAACCGGAAUUCAAGAAACUAAAACAUUCAGUGACCUCUACUCGUUUGAUCUUGACACGUUGACCUGGCAGCAACUAUUCGGGAGAGAAGACAGCAUUACCGACAAAACCAUUCUGACAUUGGGCAUGGGAGCAAAUCUUGGUAAGCUAUUCACACUGUCGUCCAACAACGUCAUCUCUUCUCGUGACUUUCCGAGAGAACGAAAGAUCUCCAAGAACAUGAUGCUUGACCUCGCUCUUGCAAACGAUUGGGACACCAGCAUCGUUAGCAACUGCGAGCACAUGGAGACGUGCACAAGCACCAAGUCCUCGAUCGAACUAUGCUCUCGUGCUUGGAUGCCCUGCCACAUCUCCCUCAUCAGCGAGGCCGGCAAGGCUUCAUCCCUGCUCCUGCUUGACAAUGCUAAUGUCAUGUGCGACGGGAGACAAGGAUGUACGGGGAUUCAAGUCAAUGGCGUUGACUUGAUCUGCUCGAGCUCGCGCGACACCUCGGUCGCUCCUCUCCGUCUCGUCGGGCUGGAAGCACACCUCGACCUCAACAAUUCCGCGGUCGUCGGCUGCUCCUCCAACGACGACGGAGGCAGUAUCCAGGUCUACGGAGGUGCAACUGCCGACCUGUUUGGCGUGAGAAUAGUCGGAUCGAGAAGCGGAGGGGCAGGAGGAGCCGUUGUGCUGCAGGGGUCGACGAUGAAUGUUGUCAGUUCGACCUUUGAGGGCUGCGAGGCGAGGGAGGGAGGAGGCGCGAUUCAUAUCAAGUCCCAACCUCUCGACUACUUUCCUACUGUUUUGUCGAGACCCAACUUGUUGAUCCAGUCAAGCAGCUUCUUGCGGAACUCGGGCGGGCAAGGAGGAGCCCUGCACACGGAGAGCUCUGCCACCGCCAUCAUCAGACAUUCUUCCUUUCAAGAAAAUCAUGCUGCGCUCGAUGGGGGAGCCUUGUUCCUGCAAGCGAGCACUGCACGGCUAGAAGGAAACUCGUUUCAAAGGAAUCGAGCGGAAGGAGGAGGAGGAGGAGCAGUGUUCUGGUUGAAGGUGCAACCGGUGCUAGUGUCUGAUUCAGAUGAAGACGACCCGGCAGUUCUCUGUGGUGCCUCGCAUACCAACAACGCCUCCUACGGGUCUUGUGUGGCGUCAGGAUUUUAUCGCCUGCUCCUGCAGAUAGAGGAAGCAACAAUCUUCCCCGGCAUCGCGUUUGAAGUCAAAGCUGCAAAGUUCGACUUCUACGGUCAGCUGAUCAAAACUGACUCCUCCUUGCAAAUCCGCACGGCCACUGCGUCAAGCAGGAGCGGACGUUCGCUGGUCAUGGGGUCAAGUGCGAUGACGCUGCACGAAGGAGUGGGUCAGACCAACGUCACUCUCAAGAUUUACUUUGUGCCAUCCUCCUCCAGCCCCUUCCCAGCUCAGAUAGAGGGGCCGGUAGUGUUGGAGGCGUAUGGGAGCGACGCUGUGUCAGGGGAGGAGAUGGUGUCGUCAGUCGCAGAGGUAUUCGUCUCUCAGGCAGUGUGUCCAGUCGGCUACGUGCUCAAGACCGACAGCUUGAGCUUCCCCUCCUUUGCCACCUGCGACAAGUGCCUCUCUGACUCCUACGCCCUGUACGCGUUCUCUGGGAGCAACUCAAGCAACCCCUCCUGCAUGCGCUGCCCCCACGGGAUUGAAUGCGGAGGAGGUGAGGAGAUCAGGAACAGAGACGGCUUCUGGUUCAACAGAAGUGCCCUCCUCCUCCCUCGCACCAACAAGGAGAUCUCCCUCAAGGCGCAUCGAUGUGCUGAUGGGAACUGCCUGCGGGACUUCAAGUGCAGACAAGGGCAGCAAGGGCGGCUAUGCGCUCUUUGUGUGGCGACAGGAGAUAAGGAUGACUUCUUCUGGGCGUUGAGCAAUGGCAACUGCAAGCGCUGCGACAAAGGGAUGGAGGGAAGAUGCAAAGCAUGGACCAAGACUGGAUUCUUGGGCAUCAUACGUAAAAGUGUGAACAAACAUAGCUCCAAGAUUGGAUACCUCAAGACCUUGAUUGGUUUUGUUCAGAUCUCCUCCAGCCUCAUCUCUGUCUACAACAUCGAAUGGCCUGAUCUGAUCGCACGACUUCUCUCCAACAUUGCAUUCUUCAGUCUUGAUUUCCUUGCUCUCCCUCAAAUAUCCUGCACAGCUUCUGACCUCUCCUUCUCCGACAAGCUCCUUCUGUUCUUCAUCUACCUCAUCUACAUCCCAGUCUCCUCCAUGGUUCUAAGCACAUUUCUCUGUCAAGAUCUCGUGGAGGACGGAGCUUGGCUUGUCCGAGACUUUCGCGUGCCUUGUCCUCGGACGUCAGGGGAUUUCGCGUAUGGCUGGGCCAUCUUCACGACCCUCGUGUAUCCCGUCGGAUUUCCUCUCCUCAUCGUGUACAUCCUCAUACAACUCAAAGUGCCAGCGCUGGUGCGAGCAAAGCAGGAGCACGCCUUUUUCCAAAGUCUGCAGGAGCUGGGGCAUCUUAAGGAGGUCGGGCUGCAGUGGGACAUGGAGAGCAAGAGGCGUGAGUGGCAGGAGAGCUGGGAAACCUCCGUUAUCGACCUGUUGGAUCUGGAUGAAGUGCGAGCUGUGAGCAGAGCGCUAAGGCGCUUGCUGAAGAAACAAGGGCUAAACGCUCUGCUCUUGUUCCAGCACCACAGGGUCGCUCCUGAAGAAAUCUCGCUGGAGGAGGAGAAGGAGGGAAUGACCAUUAUCGAUUUGGCGAACAAAGGUAUCGAGGUAGCUGAGGCCGCAGAGGAAAAGCUUGGAGAGGGAGGAACUGUUGAGGAAUGGGAUGACAAGUCCGAGAGGAGCAGACGCGUGACAGAUUGCAACAAACCCAAGAGAAGCGAGGGGGAGAACGACAAAGGCAACGAUGAAGGAAAUGAUCAGACGCAUGAACUUGGUUCUCGUUGUUUUGCGCGCGAACAGCUGCAGUUGUUGUACACUGAGAUCAUCAGGAGAGAAGUUGUUCCAAUUGCAAAGGUGAGCUGGUACACCAAAGUAGAAGAGGACGAGGACGAGGACGAGGACGAGGACGAGGAGAAGCAAGGCGGGGUGCAAGAGGGGGAGAUAAGGGAAGAAAAGGAGACGGAGAAAGAGGGGCGAGAAGAGGAGGAAACGAAGAUCUGGGUGGAGGACAUAGAGAGCAACGCCAACAACAACGAAUCAGAGAAGCAGAAAAAUGCAACAGAAGUAAGACAGGACAUGCAUCAGGAGAUGCUGGCAAACGUUGAAAAAGGGGAUGUAGAAAGCGAAGUAGUAGAAGCAGCAGGACCGGCAGCAGGAGCAGGAGCAGGAGCAGGAGCGGAAGAAGGAGAAGGAGCAGGAGCGGAGGAAGGAGAGGGGAAAGGAGAAGGAAAACAGGGAGCAGAAGGAGCAGCAACAGCAGAAGGAGCAGGAUCAGCAAGAGAAAAAGGAGACAAAACAGGAGAAGAAGACACCAACAUGUUGAAAUCGGAGAAGUAUGCACUUAGCAUCGCUGGGUUUCUCUUCUCCAUGUACGAAGUGAACUUCUGGUGGUUUGAAGUCUUCGAGCUCGUCCGGAGGUUCUUCACGUGCAUCUUUAUCAGUUUCUGCUUCACUGGCACAAUCUUUCAGAUCUCCGUUGGGCUCAUGCUGCUGUUCCUCUCCCUAGCCGCCCACAGUUACCUCAAGCCCUUUCAAGACCCGUCGCUGGACCACAUGAUGUUCUUUGCGCUCAUUGCCAACUUCGCCACCUUGCUCUAUGGCAACAGCAUCAAACUGCUCACUGUCGAGGAGCUGCGAGAAGAUUCAACUUCCUACGAGCUAGACAUCGUACAGGCUCUCCUCGUUCUCGCCAACAUCUUCAUCCUUGUCUUCCCUAUCAUCCAGACGCUCUCCGACACGAUCGGCGAGAGCGCAUGGCAAAUGGCAAGGCGCUGCAACAGGCAGCUGGUGAAGUUUGUUGACGAUCGGUGGCGCAAGGCUCGUCGCAGUGAUGACAAGAAUGCAGCAGAGGUGAAGAAAGAGGGCGACGACAUGGCUUGA